ACAAAGCGAGAGAGUGAGAGAAAGGAGGGAGGAGGGAGGGAAGAGUGACUGCUGGGAAGUUGAAGCUUUCUCAAAAGGAGGUGUGACUCAGGCGUCGACGGGUGAACAGAAGCUCUUCCAUGUGUGGAUAGAAACUGCUCAACUGAUUUAUUACAGCAGGAUUUUACUUAAAAACAGACUGGAAACCUUAACUUAUUAAAAGUCUGAUUGACAAAGUGGAAGCCUGACCUGCACAUGUACAGAUCAACUGACUGGAUCUCAGACUGGUGUGAAGCUUGGAUGCCUUGUUUACCGAUUUAAAGCCAAAGCAGCUGAUCUCAAAUCUGUUUGGAUUUGAUCAUUGUUAACAAAAAAGAAGACUUACUGAAAGGACUAAUGAACCUAUGUGACAUUCGAUUGGUUAAAUGUACUUGACUGUUGGAAAUUCAUGGUGAUCAACUGAAUGGUUGCCUGCUUUGACACAUUACUGGCAUCCUGAUCAACUGAGGUCCAUCUGAUUGGUUAAUUGAUAAUUAAAGAAGCACUGCUGGAGCCAUAUUUGUUGGCAUCGGGAUGAGCGGAGCAGGGGACGUGGUGUGUGAAGGGUGGCUGAGAAAGUCACCCCCAGAGAAAAAACUGAGGCGCUAUAUCAGCAACUAAGAGGACGAUGAAUGGACUGUCCAAAUUGUGAAAUCAGCAAAUGUGGAAAGUAAUCUAUGCCUGGAAGAGGCGCUGGUUUGUGCUGCGAAGCGGUCGACUGAGCGGAGAGCCGGACGUUCUGCAAUACUACAAGAACCCGCAUUCCCGUCGGCCAAUCAGGAACAUCAAUCUGAAUCUGUGCGAACAGGUGGAUGCUGGCCUUUCUUUCACGAAAAAGGAGCUAGAGAGCAGCUUUGUUUUUGACCUCAGGACAGAAGAGAGGAUCUGGUACUUGGUGGCUGAGUCUGAAGAGGACAUGAACCGCUGGGUGACAUCCAUCUGCCUGCUCUGUGGCUUCAACCCUACUGAUGAUGUUCCAGAAAGACCUCUUGUCUCCUCCUCCACCUCUGCAACAUCUAUGACCCCAGUCAGUCACACCACCACCAUCUCUACGAUGACAGGGUUAGUCCCACCACCAUAUGACCCGGUGAGUGUGCGGCACAUGGAGCCUGACCGGAAUUCAGAGGAGGAUUAUCUGUGGUUAUCACAAUGCCAGAGUCACAUCAGGGCUCCUUUAGGGUCAUCCACAUCUCUUGAAACUGACUACAAUGACAACCUUUACCCGCCUCCCUCUGCAACCUCCUCUUCUUCUUCUUCUUCUUCCUCUCCUUCCCUCCUCCCCAGCAGCCUUCCAAAUCCAUCCUACUCCUCUUCCUCCUCUUCUUCUGGCUUUAGAGUGGUCCCUUGGACAGUCACUGCAAUGUCGAGCCCUCUCAGCCAGUCUUUAGAUGCCAGCACAACCCCUGACUCCCAGAAUCGAGCUGGCAGACCCCGCUGUCACCCCUCUCCGCAUCCCAGAAAGCACUCCCUGGAUUUUCACCUUCGUCCAGUAGCAAUACCUCUCAGUGAUAAUGUGCACUCCAAUGUGCAUCCAAGCACACACUCAUCCACCACUAGUGGUUACCAGAUCCCACGUCCAGUAUGCACUUCACAACCGCCGCCCCCUCGCCGCCCAUCUUCUACCCCUAGUGUGGACUCCCUAACCCAAGCAGAGCUUCAUGCCUCCACCCCUACUCCUCCUCCGCGCCCACCAAAACCUCCUGGCAUUGCAGCCCAAGGAGAAAGCUCAAAGCUUGCCACACUCCCCCGAACUGCCUCAGAGCCAGAGAGGAGGGAUGAGAGUGUGGAUGGAGGAGGACAUCUGCCAAGGAGCAACACCGUCACUACACCAGGAUGCAUGCAUACAAGUAGCGACUCUUUUUACAUCCCUCGGUCUUUGUCUGACAGAGCAAGCAUGUUUGAUUUCAGUGAGAGCUUCAACAGCUAUUUUUUUAACAAAGGCAUGGUCCCUCUGGGUAGUGUCUGUUCUGAAGAUGAUGAUGUGGAUGAAAAUUAUGUUCCCAUGAGUGCUGCCACCUCUGAGCCACCGGUUGCACCCAGAGUGCCUCCACCCUCAGACCCCUCUGCCCAGCUCCAAGAAGGCAACUACGUCCCUAUGACCCCUCUGACAUCUUCAUUUCCUAUACACCCCACCACUGUCAUGACUGACAUGGCAUCUCUCGGGAGGCAGGUGCCUCCCCCUGCGCACAUGGGUUUCCGUAACUCCGCCCUGACUCCCCUUGCUCCUCUCACUCCACCGCUCAGGAAAAAUACCAUGAACACUUCUGCUGGAGGUGAACAAGAAGCCGUGCCCCCUCCGAUCCACCGCAACCUGAAACCACAACGAAGAGGGGUUUGUGCCAAUCAGCCGGUGGACAGAAAUGAGAGCCAAACUCCUGAGGAGCUGACAAAUAAAACAAGAGUAAAACCUGCUCCUCUGGACAUCUCUUCAGUGCAGCAGGACUGGCAGGAAGUCCCCCCUCCAGUGCGCUCGCCUGUAACACGGACCUUCACCCGUGGACCCUCCAGUCGUCGGAUGGUCACGCCGAGCUCUGCUCACAGCUCUUCACCGUCCUCUGAUUCCGAUGACCCAGAUGACAACUAUGUUGCAAUGAUGACCUCUAGCCUCAGUUUCAGUGCCGGCGAGCAGUCUCUGAGACUUAUGAUGCACCGGGCUUCAGAGGGCGGAGUCAGCAGCCCUGUGUUACGACGAGCCAGAGAUGACAAGCAGGUGGAGUACCUGGACCUUGACCUCCACACUGGACAAUCAACACCAAGCAGACAGAAACGCUGCACUGGAGAAGGUUUAACCGGGGGCAGUGAGCACGCUGGAGACGGCGAGGAUCAAGCACGAGGCCAGCGUACACGUGUGGACUAUGCAGUGGUGGACCCCAAAAGGACCAAGGCCCUGAGGAGCACGCGAGAAGCACGGCAUGCUGGGAGGAUGUCUACGGAGAAGAAUAAAUUAUGAAAAACGCACAAACACACACAAAGUUCAAAACAUGCUUCUUAUCCAGGAAAAGAAUAAAUAUAACUGCAAUCCAUUGGUGGACAAAGUGACUGAUGGACUGUUAUAAUCUUAGAGUCAUUACGUUAAUAUCAAGUAUCUACUUAGGAAAGUAUUCACAUCCUCAGACAGUUUGGCAGAUCUGUUAAAAUGAGCUUGGGGCAUGCAGGAACCAUCUACAGCCCAGUAUAUCAGCUGAUAUACAUCCCACUGGUAAAUAUCGUAUAGGGCUCAUAUUUAAGUUUCAGCACAACUAGAAGCCACUUCACUUAAGUACACAACAGAUUACUCUGGAUUUUUUUUUUUUUAACAAAGGUAUGUUGAUGAUGUGAAUGCCUUGAUUGGCAGGUCUUGCAGUUAGUCAUACAAAGCUGUUGUCAUUAAAAGAUGAAUAUCAGAUAGUUUAACUAAGUUAUUAUAUAAAAUGUACAGUAGUUUAUAGUAACAGUUCCUUUUUUUAUUUCCUCUCCACACUACAAAACCACACCACACUACCAUAUUUUAUUAUUUAGUUUUUUAUAUAAAAUGAAAAAUUUUCCUUGGUUAUUAAAACCUUCAAAUACCCAGAAAUCAAAGUCACAUUUGCAGAAAUAAAGGACAUGACCCUGUUCUCUAAGAUGACUUUCAGUGGCAGCGUAGAAACCCUUAGAAAAGGCAAAUAUUCUUUGAAUUUUAGAGUUUAAAUCACCAGCAGGCAUUUGAAGAUAAAAAAAUCUAAAAAUAGAAAUGUAUUUUAAGCAACACAAUGUCAUAUUAAUGUUCGCACAUAUGCGCGGAUGAUCUGUCAAAGGAUGGUGAUGAUUCGACACAAAACUGCCCCUUUCAAAACCACAGGUUGACUUGUCAGAGUUUUUGGAAAGCCCGUUUUUACUGAAUGGAAAACACCACACUUUGGAUAGAAGGCAGGGCAAUGAGGAAAUGCAGUCUUACUCAGAUCCUACAUAAGCAAAAAAGAAUAUAACAGCUGCUUCUCUAGAGCACUGGAACUUCUUCAUCUACUUCUAUUCAAAACAGGUGACAACAUCACUUAUUUCUCCAGGGUAGUUUUUGCUGCACCGUAAUAUAAGAUUUCAGUUUUGCUUUAAAUCUACUGAGAAAAACUGUUUGACUUGUUUUGUGCUGUGAUAUUUUUUUAAGCCAAAAAUCUCUGGUGACUUUAAUUUUGUAUGUCUAUGUUAAGUUUCCCUAACGACAUGCAUUAGUUAGAUUUGCUCCUCUGAGGGAGUGAUAAACGUGGCGGGAAGUUUGUGUUUUCCUUGUGACUAACACACAGUUAUUUUCCAGUGUAUUCAUCAUCGCGAUGUGAAGCCUUCUGUCAGAUCCUGUCUGUCCAGAUGAUGGAUAUAAUCUGUUAAUGCUGAUUUAUGUGAUCGUAGUAAGAAUGGAAUAAACACUAUACAUCACUAGCAGGGCCAGGGCCUGGUGUAUUUUUCAUUCAUUUCCAAAGAACACAAAAUUGUUCAAAAACCAAAACAGUGUUUUGACAAUCAGGAGAAAAUAACGACUCACUUUAUCAAGUCCAAGUCUCAGUGAGAUGCCAUGUAUUUGUAUAAUUCAAAGACAAGACACAGACAAAACCAGCGGGUGCACAUUUUGCUGUAACCACUGCAGCUCCAUAUUUUGAAACUUCAAGAUUAGCAUACAUGCUGCCAUGAUGGUGGCUUAUUUUUGGAGUCAGAAGUAAUCUUAUUUGGAUUAGAGGAUGGAUUAGAAAGCUACCAGCUAACAUUAGCAAUGCUGGGUUAGCAUGCUGCACCCAUAAACUCCAUGAGUUCAUCAGGCACAAGUAACAGACUUAGCCCAUAGUAGAUCAUACUACAGUUUCACUCAAAAAAGAUGAAAUUGUUUGUGACAGUUUUACAGUGGCUUAAUUUUUGCUCACUUUCUAAUCACCCAGAGUACCCUCUUUUUCAAUCCCACUGUCACACUGUCAGUCAUUAGGCUUGAUCUACAGAUGUUUUAGCCUUGAAGGGGUGGAUUGUAAAAAAUCAAAAAGGAGAUAAAAUCCACAUUCCCGGAGGUGAGCUACUAGACAUUUUAAUUAUGUUUGCUUAAUAUACUUCAGUUAAAAAAAAAAAAAAAGAAAAGACAAUAAGUGUGUGACAAAUACAGAGUUUAGUAAACAUACAGCACAAAUUGGAAACUUUGCAUCUUAUAAAGAAUGACCUUUUUUGGCCAUGUUUCUUUCACUCUUAGUCUGGGCUCUUGUUGUCAUUGACCAACUUCCCGUUUCUGUUUUCCUGCACAUUUUGCUCUGCGGAAAUGCUGAUGUGUGAAAGAAGUGGACUUACACAAAACUGCUACACUUACAUUUGAAUUAGGUGGCUUUGUAGCUAUGUGUUAUUAGCUGUGGUAGUAUACAGUAGAAAUACAUUUUCAUUUACAUUUUCCCUGAUAACAACUAAUGUUAAUUCUGAUCAUAUGUUAUUUGCAUAUCAAAAUAUUGACGUAUGACAGUAAGUAUGACGACAACAACAACCCAACAAACCUCAUAGCUCAGAAUAUGCAAAAUAAUUAUUACGGAUUUGAGAGUAGUUUUUUUUUUAGUUUUAGUGUAUUUCUGUAGUCUGUAGUAAUAUGGCCAAUAUAAUGCUAUUUUGAUGAUUCGUAUUAUAUCAGAUCUUACUGAAACACUUUGAAUAGAAACCUCAAAAAUAAGCAGUCUCAGAUGAGUCAUCAUCUGAGUAAUGUGCUAGCCUUUCUUAGAACUCUGAAAAAUGUUCACUGUUAAACUGGUUUCUCUUUUUGGUGUUUAAGAGGGAGUGUCAAACUAAAUGUGACCGGCUGAUGUCAGAUAAGGAAAACAGUUUGCAGAAAAAGAAAGGAGCCGUGGAAGACACACUUGCUGCUGUAAUAAGCAUGUAAGCAAAGCAAGAGUUUAUCGUGGAACUUAUUAGCUGGCUGAAGGUUUCAGAGGGACUUCAGAAAUUCUAUUGAACAGAGAACAUUUGGUAAGGGCUAUAUGAUAUGUCAUGUGUAAUAUGUAAGUGAAGCUGCGACUAUGUGUGGAUGUCUGUGGAAACAAGUCACUGGUGCUUGUUGUAGUAUUGUAUAACAGCAAAAUUAAAAAGCAAUGACUGUGUAUUUAUAAUUAGACAACAGAAUUUGAACUUUCUUUGUGGAUUGUUAACAGUAUUUUCAGUGUAAUUAUUCAGUGUUUUAUAGUCCUGUCAUUGUUAUUCUGUGAACUACCAUCAUGUGUGUUCAUUCACAGGGAGAAGACCAUGUGUAGGAGCUUUCUCCUCAUAAUUCUGACUUCAUGUUUCUGCGGUUAGUUGAACCUCCAUGAGGACGCUGAUUUAGUACCUUUGUGAAUUUAUAUUUUACAUAAACAUUUAGUAAUGGUUAGAACGGUUGUUUUUAAUAGUUUAGCCAUCAUCAUUCCCAGAGGAAAAAUUGUGAUAAAUUUAGAUGAACUCGAACUUUUUUGUCUGUCAUCUUGCUAAUGCCAUGCAGUGGCUAAAAAAUUUAGCUAGCAUAGAAUAGCCCAGAUUUGAAUUUCCUACUUUGCGUCAAAAAUAAGCUACAUAGUACAAAAAAACAAACUUAGUCUUACUAGCAAACUGGAAUAGUGGCCACUUGACCAACAGCUGCAUGUCAACAGAACAAGCUAUAGCUAUUAGCUGGUUGCUAGGCUUCUCUCUAGUCUGAGUGGAGGAACUGGAUUGCUCAUGCAAGUGGGGUUGUUCCCUUUUUGAGUCUGAAUUUGUCCUGGCUCCUUCUCUUCCUCUCAGAAAUGUCCGCUAAUCAUAACAAGGAUCUGUACUAUCAGGCUGAAGAAAAUAGUGACAUCACAGUAGAAUGGACGUUUACAACCAAAGUUAGCAUCACCAUUUCAUCGCUUAAGAUCCACUGCCUGCAGUUACCUGAGCUGAAGGUUUUCUUCAAUAUGGACACUAGUUCUGAUGAGCCUCAGCACGAGCAGUUUGCUGGACGUGUUCAGUGUGACAAAGACGCUCUGACGACAGGACGAGUCAGACUUCAGCUGUCCAGAGUUAGGAGUAACGACUCGGGGCGCUACCUCUGCAGGAUGGCCACUCAGUUUGGAAAGAAGGUUAAAGAGUUCAGGCUCAACAUCACUGCAGCCACAGUGAAACCCAAGCCAGUGACAGCAACACGAGAACCAAACCGAAAACCUGAGAGAGGAGAAAGAAGCCUUUUUUCCAACUUGGCAUUGGGUGCAGGAUUGGCAGGAUGUCUGGCAGCCUUUGUCAUACCAAUCAUUUACCUCUUUACUCUAUACAGACAGGGGACAACUUAAAGUAUAAAACAUAGUACACUCAGUCAUACAAUAGCUUCUGUAGACCUUGGUAGUGACUCUGCAGGGCUCUGGAACUUGGCUAGAGAUCGUCUGAUCACUGUCAGCGAGCUUAUUGGAUAUGGGUGAUUGUCCUCCUGGGAGAGACCAAUCUCAUCAGGAUGAAGACGAUUACUUAGAAAAACUGCAGUAACACUUCACUCUCAAGGAUUAAGUGGAAACAAAGAAUGGAAGCAAAGUGCCUGCUCAAGAAAGUGCAAUGAGGAACAUACAUGUUCUUCUGCUGCCCCCUGCUGCUCUGAAGAGAAAUGCAGGAGCUCAGUGACAAGUGCUGAGCAGGUCCUUCUGAGCUUUUGAAAACGGUUGGACAUAAAUCACAGAAGUCUCUGAAUUCUCACCGUUUUCUACCUUAUUAGUGUUACAGCUGAAAUGUGAAUUUAAAAAAAGAGUAACAUCUAUAUUUAGUAAAAUAAGAGAAUACGGGUUUUUAAUGACCUUUUAUGUAUUGUUGAUAGUGACUCUGUUGUACUUUUAUUACUGGAUCUUAGUCCUGCAUUUGACACACUGGAAAAUAAGUUUUAUUUUCCAUGAUUAACAAUAAAAUGGAGAAAUCAUGUAGGAGAGUCAUGCCAGCAAUUAAAACCGCUUCCUGUAUCUUGUUAACCACAAACAAAUGUAAUCAUGUGACCACACAAACACAAAUGAGGAAUACCUUACAAUAAUCAUCAAUCUUUCUUAGACUCAAACACAUUGAAAGAGUGAUCAGCAAUCAUUUUUGUCAUUUCAAGUCACAAUACCUAAAUUUUUAUUUUAUUGUUGUUAAGGAAAUAAAGUUUACCUCAUUUUUUCAUGUUAAUUUCAGUCAGGUUAUGCUAUAAAAUUAGAUCACAGUCUUAAGAUAAUUGUGGAUCUGGGUCAUUGUCUGAAAACAGUUUUUUAAAAAUGAGGCUUGGGGGAAAAUGUGACAGUGAUAUUGAGGCAAGUUGAGUCAGUGGCUGGAAUAUAACCCCAAAGAGUUUAUGUAGACUAUGUGCCUAGAAACAUCUGCGUUUAAGUGUUCAUUUCCAGUAUUCCACAGAAAAGCUAAAGAUGGCCAGACAGUGCAAAAGAUAAAGGCUUUGCAUUCUUAGAUGAUCUAAACAGAGCAGCAAUGCUCUGCAGCAAUUGAUGGUAAUGAAACUGAGCUCCAUACAUAUAUUAGUCUUCCCAAGGGAGGAAAUAUGUAGUUGGUUCUGUUUGUUUGUCUGAUUGUUAGCAGUCUAGCUCGACAGUUUUCAGUAUUAUAUUAUAUCACAUUAUUUUGUGAUGGUAGAUACCAAUAAGUUUGAGUGGUUUUGAUUUUGGUGAAAAUGAGGUCAACAUAAAGAUCACACCAAAUGUGAAAAUCAGUAUAAAAGUUUAUGUUACCCACAAUGUUUUAUGAAUUGUCUUCAAACUUCACAAUAUAAUAUGCUUCUGCGGACAUGAGUACCUAGGACACCUGAACAUUUGACCUGGACCCUUGUUAGUAGUCUACCAUGGAAAAAAAAAAAAAAAACUUAAAAGAAACCACAAUGUCAUUAGAUAUAGUAUGAAAUAUCAUACGAAAGAACAUGGAGAGAGCUGCACAACACGCGUUAUUUUACGCUACCCAUUGCCUUUUGGGGGAGUGGUGUUCUGAGUCCUCUUGUCCAUCUUGUAGCUAACACACUAAAAUCACAAUUUAAUAUUUACUGAAAAUGUUUCCAUAGUAUGAACAGGAAA
This is a messenger RNA of Haplochromis burtoni (Burton's mouthbrooder), 9005 nucleotides long. Its product is annotated as GRB2-associated-binding protein 1. The record is from RefSeq and is a predicted model, not a curated record. NCBI's taxonomy places the organism in Eukaryota, Metazoa, Chordata, Actinopteri, Cichliformes, Cichlidae. The transcript has 15 exons. Bases 680 to 2968 code for a protein of 762 amino acids.